AUGUCUAUCGUACUUACCCCUUACUGGUCACCGGAUGAGGGCAUCCAGAAGCUCAAGAUAGAAGCUCGGGCUCCAGCUGCGCCAGGCCUCGCGCCACCAGUUUUCAGUACGAAAGCUCAGUUGGAUCGUACCCUUCUCCAAUUACGCUCCAGGACAUCCCCUAUCGAGAAAUAUACGUUCCUUGCGCAAGCCAAGCAAGCAGAUGUCGAGGCCUUUUACAAGCUAUGCCUCGAGUACAUGCCAGAGAUCAUACCUAUAAUCUACACACCAACUGUCGGUGAUGCAUGCCUACAGUACUCAAAAAUUUACAGGAACCCCGAGGGUUUGUUCAUCUCUCUCAAGGACAAAGGCAGAAUUGGGAACAUUCUGCGCAACUGGCCCCUUGCGAACGAGGCUCGGAUCAGCGUUGUCACGGAUGGUUCACGAAUACUUGGGCUCGGUGACCUUGGUGCAAAUGGGAUGCCCAUUGCCGUUGGCAAACUCUCUCUUUACGUCGCCUGUGCUGGUAUCCGCCCAUCGUCCACUCUCCCCAUCACGCUUGACCUUGGAACUGACAACUCCUCUAACCUUUCCGACCCCUUGUAUCUUGGGCUGCGCCAACGCCGGCCCCUUGAUGCGGAAUAUGAUGCCUUCAUGGAUGAGUUCAUCACCGAGAUGGGACGUGUCCACCCCAAAGUUUUGGUGCAAUUCGAGGAUUUUUCCACCGACCAUGCAUUUUCCUACCUUGAGCGUUUUCGUAAUAGGCUCCCACUGUUCAACGAUGAUAUCCAAGGUACAGGUGCUGUUGUCCUUGCAGGGCUGCUUUCCGCUGCACGACUGGUUCCCAUCCCGCGCAACGAACAUAGAAUCUUGCUAUUUGGCGCCGGAAGCGCCAGUGUAGGAGUUGCUAAGCAGCUUAUGAGCUUUUUUACAAUUACUGGGGUGAGCGAGGAAGCAGCCAGGAGUCAAAUCUGGCUCGUGGAUUCGAAGGGACUCGUUUACGUCGGCAGGGAAGAGGUUGCUGACUACAAAAUGUGUAUGCCCCCUUUUCUUUGGAGAGGUGGUUCACACCUAACAGGCUAUGUCAUAGAUUUCGCAAGGAGGCAUUACACAGGUGUUCCAAUGAAAGACCUUACAGAAAUUGUCAAGUAUGUGAAGCCAACUGUGCUCCUUGGUCUCUCGACAAUCGCGGGUGCCUUUACCCCGGAAGUCAUCCGUCAGAUGUCGCAGAACACGCCUCGCCCUAUCAUCUUCCCUCUCUCCAACCCCGUCCAACUCUCAGAGUGCACGUUCACUGAGGCUCUCAUACACAGCAACGGCACCGCAAUCUUCGCAAGUGGCUCGCCAUUUGGAAGCGAGGUCAUCGGUGGCGUCAGGAGGGAACCGGGUCAGGGUAAUAAUAUGUACAUCUUCCCUGGGCUUGGUUUGGGUGCGAUACUGUGCCGCGCCAAGAGCGUGACAGAUAGCAUGGUACAAACGGCUGCGUUCAGAUUAGCGGGUUCUCUUUCGUGGGAUGAACGGGCACUAGAGCUCGUGUACCCUCGUAUCGAGCGCAUCAGGGAGAUCAGUGCACAUAUUGCUGUCAAGGUGAUACGGGCAGCGCAGCAGGCGGUAUGUAUAGACAACUCGACGGAUCUGAAAAGAAUGAAUGAUACAAUCUUAUUAGAGUUUGUCAAGGGCAAGAUGUGGAACCCUUAA
Messenger RNA from Suillus fuscotomentosus, 1677 nucleotides. RefSeq names its product malate dehydrogenase. Bases 1 to 1677 code for a protein of 558 amino acids. Gene Ontology annotation, cellular component: mitochondrion. Gene Ontology annotation, molecular function: malate dehydrogenase (decarboxylating) (NAD+) activity; NAD binding. NCBI's taxonomy places the organism in Eukaryota, Fungi, Basidiomycota, Agaricomycetes, Boletales, Suillaceae. Gene Ontology annotation, biological process: pyruvate metabolic process; malate metabolic process. The record is from RefSeq and is a predicted model, not a curated record. The transcript has 10 exons.